Messenger RNA from Electrophorus electricus (electric eel), 4538 nucleotides. RefSeq lists its product as uncharacterized. The record is from RefSeq and is a predicted model, not a curated record. Lineage: Eukaryota; Metazoa; Chordata; Actinopteri; Gymnotiformes; Gymnotidae.
UGUGUCCUGAUAAAAGGGAACGUGUCUUAUUCGUUCCUUAAACUACUUGCAUCUAUCUGCAUUCCAGCGUGUGAUUUUGGUCCGAGAGGUUUAGCGGGUAUUGUGGGUUUCGUUUGUCACUUCACCAUGCGUAAGAAGAUGAGCACUGUCAGACGAGUUGCUCAGUAAGCCUACAACGAAAGCCCUUUAAUCACACUUAAUACUCAAGGAACAGUUAUUAUUCGAUAUAGCGUGUAAUCGGCGGAGAUUCAUCCAAUUUAGGAGCGACGAUCCGGGCUUCGUUGCGCUGAAUAAACGCUUAGAUCGUCCGUGUAUGAUGUUGAGCGCAAUUUAUGGCGGGCCGAUUGAAUCCAGGCCAGAAUGAUCUGAGCAGCCUGUGCAUGAGGACCGCGUCUUCCGCGCUGCGACAAGGUCAGGGCGGUGUAUAAGAGAGAGUUUAUGCGAUCGCCUAAUGUUUCAGAGUUAAAUGUGUUCCCAUGGUGUACACAAACGUCAAUUACGUUAUCUGAAACGGCAUUACAGACCGUAAUGGCUGUCGGAGGGUGUCGGGAACAGCCGAACAGCCCAUUUAAUCUUUUCCCAGAAUGCCGCGCAGCCGUGGCUUUGCGCUGUUGUAUUUCCUGUAUGUCACUGCAAUGCUUUGUUUGCUUGUUUGCUUCAACUGUCGCGGGCUUUUGACAACUGGCUUAACAGUCGGAAUUACGAAACCAUGGAAUAACUAAGACGUGACCUGAAGUUGUGAAAAGGAGUAAACUGCACUGUACAUACCUCAUCAAGAUUUCUACAGGGGGACCACUGAAGAUCAGCCGUAAUGGAGGACACAGAAACUGAGCUGACUUCUUCGGAGCCGGACGCACUCGGUGCGGACUUCAUCACCGUGGAGCUUGACACCCAACCCAUUGAGUAUGUUGUUAAAUGGGCUGAGGUUGGGUCCAAAUUCACCAUAUCCUGCGUUAAAAAGGAAUCGGAUGAGAACAAUUGCUUCGUGUCGGACCAGCUGGUGAAAACUGAGCCGGAAGAAAGGUUCUUUGCGCCGUACGAGUCCGUGUACCCCGGGUGUGGGGAUGCAGAGACCAGCCUGAUUGCCUCACAGGAAGAGGAGGUGAAGAGCGAUUCAGAUGUGGAGGAGUCCAUGGAGCUGGGGAGCAGCCAGCUGGUUGGGGAGGAGCAAGAAGAGGAGGAGGGCUCAGAAGGAGACUGGGAGAAAGGGGGCUCUCACUCCAGAGACAGGCCAUACUGCUGCCACCUGUGUGGCAAGAGCUACAGCCAUUCGUCCAGCCUGGCCCGCCACCUACACAUGCACUCGGCGGGCGACCGUGUGGCCCCCGCCCCCUCCCCACCUAAAUCGAGCAACAAGUCGGGCGAUGGCAAGAAGUUCCUCCAGUGCAACCUGUGUGGGGUGCGGUGCAAUGGCAAGCGGCUGCUGGCCAUACACAAGAAAUGCCACAAAACCAAGAGACUGCACACGUGCAGCACAUGCGGCAAGACUUUCAACCACAGCUCCAGCCUGUCUCGGCAUCGGCUGAUCCACAAAGCAGGCCUGGACAAAAAGCUCAAGGUGCUGUAUCCGACAGCGACACCCCCUGCCACCCACGCCGCUCCCCCGCGCAGCCGCCCGGCUGGCCGCGGCAAGAAGAAGAAGAAGAAGCCUCCGCAGGUGUCUGAGGGCAAGUUGGCGUUGGGCGAGAAGCAGUACCAAUGCACGCAGUGCGACAUGGUGUUCGGCACCUCCACCAGCCUGUCCAAGCACCAGGUGUCUCACGUGCGGCAGCUGCUCAACUCGUACGCGCAGGGCAAGGACGCGCUGGACAAGUCGUCCGACCUGAAGAUCCGACUGAAGCUCUGUUCGCGGGAUAAGCCCAACUGCUACACGCUCUGCAAGAAGAGCAAGCGCGGCAAAGGCAGCAAGAAGCGGCCGGCGGUGGCGGCUGGCGACGGCCGGCGUUUUGGCGCCGGCGGCCCCGCUGGGCACGAGCCGUCGCAUGGCGGCGAGAGGCGCUACGCGUGCAACGUGUGCAAGAAGGCCUUCGUGCGCCUGUCCAACCUGAAGCAGCACCAGCAAACGCACGCCUCAGGCAAGCUGUACGAGUGCCAGCACUGCGGCAAGACGUUUGUGCACUCGUCCAGCUUCUCACGCCACAAGAAGGUGCACGCAGGCCCGAAGGCCGACCCCAGGCAGCGCAAGCGGGGCAGAGUGAUCGACGAGAGCGCCCCGCUCGAGUCUGAGUCUGAGUGAGAGACUCCCAAGUUUCGGGACUGUCCUUGGACAGCUGAUAUCUCCCCCUUCUUCCUCAGUUCUGUUCUCCCCACCUCUCCUUGUUUUGUUAAAUAAAGGACAGAUACAUUUGGCAUUGCUCUCAUAGUGAAGUGGGUGUGAUGUCACUGGCUGUGUGUCGUCAGCAAUAGGCUUCAAUAUUACUAUUAUUAUUAUUAUUAUUAUUUUUUUUUUUUUUUCUCUCUUUUUUUUUUGGCAGGGUUGUUCUUGUUGGAGGCCAUUUUGGCAGUGUAAAGUAAAAUAAUUGUAUAUUUUUGUUGACAUUCCCUUUUUUUGGAUAACAGUUCGGGAUAAUUGAUUUGAUGGCAGAGUAAUAAUAAUUUUGCCGGUUUAGAAGUGUUAUUUAUGUCUGCCUUUUAUUUGUAGUCAUUCAUGACAAAAGAUUUGGUGGUGCAGGUGUUACAUAUUUUGGGUCCUUGCACUAAAUACACCUGGCACUUGGGUGGACAAAAUGAAGUACUUAUAUAAAUAUAUCUAAAAAAAAGACUGGGGUGAAAAGUCCAGAAUAAAAGUAGCAAAGAAUGGCUUCGACCCAGGCUUGAUUAGAGAGCAGCUAGCGGUUUGUGUGAUUAGCAGUGCUGCUCCCCUAAACAUGCUGAGUUAUGUGUGGCUUUGAUGCCUUGUGUUCCUACACACAGAAUAUUCAGAACUUUCUUGUUUUUGACCUGAGAUCCUGGGGUACUCUCUCCUAUUUCAACUUAAACCAACAGAUACAGCUGAUUGAUUUCUUUAUUUCUACCUUUAGUUUUGGCAACUGAUUUUAUAUAAAAAAAAAAUUACCAAAAACAAACAAAAAACCCCAGAAAAAAAACAUGAUUACAUAUUCUCCAACAUACAGAGUGACUUGUAUUUGUUGGUUCAAGUUUAAGUGUUGGUUGAAAUUUAUUGCGUGUUCUGACCUGCCAAGUAGAAUAGCUUCCUUUGGAGAUUUUUUUCUUCUCUUCCAAUAUCUCCAAAAUUAACAGAUCGGAUUGUGAGUCAGUUUGUGUGCUUUGCACAGAUCUUGGUUCUUUAGUAAUGUUCUUCCUUCGUCUGUUAAUUAAAGAGCAAAAUAUUUGAAAGGAUACUUGUCAGUUUGUCAAAAUAUGAAAUCCAUAUAGGUUAUACAGAAUUGCAAAUUGCGGAUCAGACAUCAACAUGUUUGACAUCGAAUGCAUUUAAAAACCGUGACGUCCUAACAAUUAGUUUGUGUGUGUGUGUGCAUGAUGAAUGUAUUGAAAUAAUAUACUCAUGAAAAUAUAUACAUUUUUAAUUACUGUAUAUGUGUAAAAAUGGAAACAAAUGUUGCAGUAAGGAAAAAAGUAUAGCUGGUAUGAAUGAUUUGACAUGAUUUAUGGAUUAGCCAACGGAUUUCAUAUUUCAACAAGCAUUGCACUAUCUUACUUAUAGAAAAAAUAGCACUACAUACAUGUGAAUUUGGAGUUCAAUAUUAAGGGUGACAAAAAGGGGACCCUGUGGGGUUGAAAUGUAAUCCUGGUGAAUUUUUCACCAUCCCAAUACUAUUUUCCCAUCUGUUCCAAAUAUUUGAGGCACAAAAAUAUUUAGCUUUUCAUCUUCGCAAAGUUCCGAGAUGCCCUCCAUGGUUUUGAGUGUCACCAAAGCUUGUACACAAGCGCCAGUGCACACACGUUUGACCGUUUCUGCAAUUUGACACUCCACAUAGUGUUCUACAUGUCCUGUUCAAUGUUGAUAACCACCCAACCUACUUAACUGUCUCCUGAGCUAAUUGAGAAUGAAUAGCAACUAUUCCUCUGUUUUAAAGCCGUUGGGUGAGUGAAAGAAAGGUGCUGAGCUGGCUGAACCAAGCACAGAUGAGGCUUCACUAUUACACUCAGAACAAUGUUUGCUUAAAAAAAAAAAGUCAAAAACAAACAAACAAAUGCUUGGUACUAAUAUAUUUUCGAUUUGUUUGUUUCGUCCCUUUGUUCUCAGUGAAAUUCUUUUUUUUUUUUUUUUGCUUUUCCUUUAGUUUCUAGUUCCUUUAGUGUAAUGAUUCUUUUACACAUGAUUUUUUGGGUUGUUAUUCUUUGACCCCGUGCUUCUCCUGUGGGGAAAAAGCUUUCCUUUGUCUCCCGCAGUACUUAACUAAUGGGGAUUCUUGUCCAUCUCGUUACCUUUGGUUUUCAGCCACUGUAGUUGGUUCCUUGUUCAUACAGUGGACCUACAUCCAAUAUAGAGUUGUAUGUUUUUGUAUUGUGUUUGCCAUUAGAUUACAGUUUAUGAAUUUACUGUCUUGCAUUUUUGUAAUAAAUCAAUGGUUCGA